GUCCCGAUCUCGAGUGACGUCAUUUCCGCUUCCGCUCCCGCAGCGGAAGAGCCGGUGCCGCCAUGGCCUCAAGGUUACUGCGGGUGAGCGCGGCCCUGCGGCUCCUGCCCGGCGCCUCCGCCCGCGCCGCGCCCGCGCGCCAGCUCGGCGUGCCCGGGAGCCUGGCCAGCGAUGAAGAACAGGCGACUGGGAUGGAGAGGAAGGUCAUGGAGGCCCUGAACAAGGGCCUGGACCCCUACAGCAUGUUCCGGCCCAAACGCUACGCGGGCACCAAAGAGGACCCGAACCUCGUGCCCUCCAUCACAAACAAACGCAUCGUGGGCUGUGUCUGUGAGGAGGACAACAGCUGCGUGGUUUGGUUCUGGCUGCACAAGGGCGAGGCCCAGCGCUGCCCUUCCUGUGGGGCCCACUACAAACUGAUCCCCCAUGAGCUGCCCCACUGAGGGGGGCUGUGGGACCCCCCCCGGGGCCCUGCUGAGCCCCCCCUGCACCUGAGCCCACGAUAAAGAGAUGGUGGGGAGA
Messenger RNA from Pseudopipra pipra, 522 nucleotides. Its product is annotated as cytochrome c oxidase subunit 5B, mitochondrial. The record is from RefSeq and is a predicted model, not a curated record. Gene Ontology annotation, biological process: mitochondrial electron transport, cytochrome c to oxygen. Gene Ontology annotation, cellular component: mitochondrial envelope. The transcript is spliced from 4 exons. The coding region runs from base 63 to 443 and encodes 126 amino acids. NCBI's taxonomy places the organism in Eukaryota, Metazoa, Chordata, Aves, Passeriformes, Pipridae.